CUCUCCGGCGAUACCAUAUUAUAUUUCUGCUCGCUCUUGCUGGUGGUGUUUCCUUUCCUCCGUAUUUUGAUGCAUGAAUGGACGGAAGGAAGAAGGCAAAGCUUAGCAGCAGCAGCAGAGAAGAAGACCGAGCGAAAUCCGCCGAUCCGAAACCCGGGUGUGGAGUGGAAGGAGGAGGAGGAGGAGGAAACUCGAGAGAAAGUUGAAGCACCACGAAGACGACGACGACGACGACGAGAGGAGGAGGUGGUGGUGGUCAUAGUAGGAGUACCACCAGUGUUGUCAGUUGUCAGUGAAGCCGGUGAGUUAGGAGGAAGUGAAGAAAGCCAGAAGUAGAGGAGGACUCAGAAGUCGGAUUGCUUCAGAUACGCUCAGCGUCUCAACCAAGCAGCACCACUCUUCACGUCAGAACAGAAGAAGAGACAAGUCCAUGAGUGGAAGAAGGGACCUACUCGCCACUAAUUCAUUUCAGUGAGUCAGCAAGUGAGAGUGAAAGUGGGCUAGAUGCGGAUGAACCACAAGGUGUAGAAGGGAAUGCGAUGAUGGAUCCUUGGAGUACUGCGGAUCACUUGGUGUUGAUGUCUUCUGAUGACCGGCACCAUCACUCUCUGUCACCCCUCCUCAUCAAGAAGGAGAGCAACAGUUCGGACUUUGCGUCUUCUUCCCCACAGCAUCACGAUGAAAGGCAUGCAAUGUCCCCAACAACCACCAUUCACUCCGAGCUCGACUUUAGUGCUGGUGGAUCCACGGCUUUCGCGUCACUCUCUCCCAAGAGCGAGCAUGCCACGUUGACCCUCAACAGUGGGGGUGGCUACGAGGGGCACCACCACAGCCACAUCAGACGACCGAGUGGUUAUGACGACUCUGGCUCCUCACCAGACUCGCCCGAUCGCCAUUUCUGCUCCUCCACCACAGCUGCAGAUCUCAAUAACCAUUCGCGUUCAGAGGAGACUGGGAGAGAGGAUGGUAGCGACGGUCCGAAACGUCUUUGUCUCGUUUGUGGAGACACUGCGAGCGGAUUUCAUUACGGGGUCGCGUCGUGUGAAGCAUGCAAAGCCUUUUUUAAGAGGACAAUUCAAGGAAACAUUGAGUAUACUUGCCCCGCAUCGAAUGACUGCGAGAUAAACAAGCGACGACGGAAAGCAUGUCAGGCUUGCCGUUUUCAGAAAUGCUUGAGAAUGGGGAUGUUAAAAGAAGGAGUCCGACUUGACCGGGUGCGUGGAGGGAGGCAAAAGUAUCGACGCAACUCAGAUAUGCCAUAUCCCGUUGUAACACCACCAAAGAAGCCGACGCUAGAAGAUAACAAAGUGCUGAUGGCUUUACUCGGCAGUGAGCCUGCAAUCCCACUAGCUGGCGAAUCUUCUUCAAUUGAAUCUGCCGAAUUACGAGCCAUCACUCUUCUCAGCAGUUUGUACGACAGGGAAAUCAUCUCCAUUAUUGGAUGGGCUAAGCAUGUUCCAGGAUUCACGGAGCUAACUUUGAACGACCAGAUGCGUCUUCUGCAAUCGACAUGGGCCGAAGUUCUCACCCUCUCACUCGCCUUCCGCUCUGUUGGUCUCGAUGGACGACUUGUAUUUGCCUCUGACCUUUCUUUGGACGAAAAGGCGGCUCGUGAUGCCGGUGUGGUAGACCUUUUCCUACCGUGCAUGCAAGUUGUAGAACGCCUGGAACGUGUUGGAAUCACACGAGAGGAAUUUUGCAUCAUGAAAGCACUCGUCCUGGUCAAUGCAGACACGCGGAUUGAAGAGCACGUCUCCGUCAAGAAACUGAGGGACUCGAUUCUCAUGGCGUUAAGUGAUUGCGUCUCCGUUUUAAGACCAUCCAAUCUCAGCCCAAACCAGAUGCAAACUCUUCUCCUAACUCUUCCAUCCCUCCGUCAAUCUGAUGCUGCCGUGAAAAAAUUUUGGUUGGGAAUCCGUCGAGAAGGGAAAGUGUCCAUGAACAAACUCUUUGUUGAAAUGUUGGAGGCACAUUUUCGUUAAAAAUUAACCAUCGACAACUGUCCAUUAUUUAAAUGGACGGCUUUAAUUGCCUUUGAUAGUCGAGCGAAGGAAAAUUACACAUUUUGCCCAAACAAAAGUGAAGAGAGAAAGAAUGUACAAACUCCCUGCCGCUAGUUGUGUAGUUAGCAAAAUUUUAUGAAACGUAAUGUAAUAUAUAUAACAUAUAUACAUAUAAAGUAAUAGGUCCCUCGUUAAAUUAUCUGCAAAAAGAACCAACCAAACUCUCCCACCCCCACAAACAAAGCAACGUCGGCACGUCACACAUUCAUUAAUGUGUCGUCGUUUGUAUUUUAAGAACGGCGAAUCGUUUUUAGAAGACGCAUAUCAAAAAAAAUUGUUGCGCGUUUAAAUUGGAUGAUUCUAUAUAUAAUUUAAAAAUUGGAACUAUAUGAAAUGACUGACGACAAAGGAGAUGACGAGCGCGUGUAUAUGAUGUGAUUUUGGAUGCGGGUCUCAUUUUUUAUAGGCUAAACAAAUUAUACACAAACAAAUAGUAUAAUUAAAUAGGGAUAAGAAAGAAAAGGAUAACAAAAUACAAGAACAAGAAUUAUUAUGUAAACCUACCUGCUUACAUCACAAUUAACUAAGGACUACUACAAAUCUGCACUGCAAAAUCUCUGCUAAAAAUGGGAAUGACUGAAAAAUCACUAUGAAUUAGGAACUGGAACAAGUGACCUGUAAGGUUUAAUCAUCUACAUAUGUAUGAACUCAAGUUAGACAAAAAAUGGAUAUGAAAAGGCCAAUGAUAAGUGCUUGGCAGCUGGACUGUGUGAGCAUAUUGCACAAUAUGCAGUAGUGAUGAUUAUGAUAGAUAGUUGAACUAAAGGAAAAAAAUACUUGAGGACAUGUCGAAUGUCCUGGGCGUGGCUGAAAGGAAAACAAUUGAAAAGACUGCGAGUUAGAAAAUAUAAAACAAUAUUCCUAAUUCGAUUAAUUAUUUAGAAGAACAAAACCAAAAAUAUAUAUGUUUUCGAUUUUGCCUUUGUCUUCAGUGUUUUGCACUUUUCGACCUCGAAGUCAAAGAGAGGAGGAGAACUACGUCUUAUUAUUGGUGCUUUAGUUAUUGAUAUGAUUACCGGAUGAUACUAAAUAGAAUGCUGUGACUGUGACUGACCUGCGUAUGACCUACGUACAUAUAUUACCGUUGACUAAAAUGCCGUGGUGCUAUUCAUCAUCACCUUGUUGUUAUCUUUGCUAUGCAUUAUUAUUGUAUUAUUUAUUUCUGCUUGGUCUUGGGUUUUUUUAGAUGAUCUACAGAGGAAAAGAAACACAAAAGAUUUAUCGUUUAAAUAUAACUUCACCACAUAUUGUUAUACAUUUAUUUCGCUAUAAUAUAUUAUUCUAUAAAUAGAUCACCGUUUGUAAACUUACUAUAAUUUAAAAGCCAAUACCAAAGGAUUUGAGUAUAUAAUUAGUUCAAGAAAAACAUGUAUUUAACCUUCAUAAAACUAUUUGUAUUUGAUGACAAACCACAUUUAAUUAUUUUGUGACCGUGUGAUCGUAUCGGUCACACCAUUCGUUGAUUCAUGAGUACCUGAAUUACAUAAACAAAAAGAAGAAAGAAGAAGAGGAGGAAAACUAUUUUAGAUGUAAAACUUAUUAAAUGUAUAAAAAAUGUUAAUUAGCCUUGUUCUUGGAACAAGACGUCGUAACCGAUUGGUGCUGCGCCCUUUUAAAUAUGGAAACCAUUAUUGUUGUUAUAAAUUGAAAAGAUAAAUAAAAUAAAGAAAUGAUGCAGCUUAAAAUAUA
Molecule: messenger RNA, 3752 nt
Organism: Folsomia candida
Lineage: Eukaryota; Metazoa; Arthropoda; Collembola; Entomobryomorpha; Isotomidae
Product: steroid hormone receptor ERR2
Exons: 11
Coding region: 540-1982 (480 amino acids)
Biological process (GO): regulation of DNA-templated transcription
Cellular component (GO): nucleus
Molecular function (GO): DNA-binding transcription factor activity; sequence-specific DNA binding; zinc ion binding
Source: RefSeq, a predicted model, not a curated record